Molecule: messenger RNA, 1905 nt
Organism: Perognathus longimembris pacificus (Pacific pocket mouse)
Lineage: Eukaryota; Metazoa; Chordata; Mammalia; Rodentia; Heteromyidae
Gene: Dmrtb1
Product: DMRT like family B with proline rich C-terminal 1
Exons: 5
Coding region: 1-1164 (387 amino acids)
Biological process (GO): germ cell development; regulation of transcription by RNA polymerase II; sex differentiation
Cellular component (GO): nucleus
Molecular function (GO): RNA polymerase II cis-regulatory region sequence-specific DNA binding; DNA-binding transcription factor activity, RNA polymerase II-specific
Source: RefSeq, a predicted model, not a curated record
AUGGCUGAGACAGUGGUGCCAUCUGCGGGGAGAUGGAGCAUCCCGCUCUUUGCAGUGGACCUUGCCAAACUGGCGGACAACACGCUGCGUACCCCGAAAUGCUCCAGAUGCCGGAACCAUGGCUUCUUGGUGCCGGUCAAGGGCCAUUCGGGCAAAUGCAGCUGGAAGCACUGCACCUGCGAGAAGUGCUACUUAAUUACCGAGCGCCAGAAGAUCAUGGCCGCGCAGAAGGUGCUCAAGAAGCAAGGGGCAGAGGAGGAGGCCGAGGCAGCCCUGGGUGCGCCAGGGCCGCAAAGGCUUCCCGGGGCUGCGGUGGCAGCCGUGGCCACUAUACCUGCGGCCAUGGCCGCCACGGCGGCAGCGGCUGCCACGCCCGGCCCAGGCCUCCACCUGCUGCCGCCUCCGCUGGGGGCGGCCCGGGGCGUCGGCCUGGGCCUUGACGGCUGUGGGGCCCCUCGAUUUAUGCAGAGGCCGCCGAGAGGCCGCAGCCCCGGGCCCAGCGCCUUCCAGCCGGUGCUGAGCAAUCGCGGCCACGGCCGCGCAGGGCCGAGUGAUCACGCGGCCGCCUCAUGGAUGCCCAGCUGCGUGGUGCCCCCGCUGCCGCCAGAGCCCGUGGCCCGGCCCUUCCCCUGCCGUCCAGAGGUGCGCAGGCCGCUGCGGCCUGUGCCUACCUCACCAUUCGCCAACUUCCGCCAUCCUCUGAGCAUGAACUCCAGCUGUGUGGUGGGUACUGAGUACAUGGAGAGAGAGUCUUCCAAGCUGUACCCUAGCUGUUCCACCAUGCAUUCCUACUGCACCUUCUCUCUGGGUUACCAGGAUGCAUCCCCAGGCCUGGGGCUGUCCCCACAGAGGGGCUUCCGGCAUGUCUCUUGCAGCCACUUCCAUGGAGGAGGCUUGGUGUCUGAACCAGUGAGAGACUUCCAGCCAACCUACUACCCGCCGCCGCCGCCGCCGCCACCCCCACCUCAAGUGCCACCGCCCCCGUUCCUGCCACCAGGCUUUCUCUCUGCGCUCCACUUCCUCCCACCGCCUCCACCACCACCAUCACCACCGCCUUUCUCUCUGGCCAUCCUGUCUGAUACAGACAGGGAGAACACUGAUGACCAGGGUGCAGAAGCUCCCCAAAGGCCCAACCAGCCAUCCUCUCAGGAGAAGUCUGACUAAGCCCAGGUCACCCUCGGCCGUCAGGGGAGUCAGGGGUGUUAGAGCAAUGAUUUUCUUGUCUAUGUUCAUUGUUGUGUUGGAAAGAAGGAUAUUGAUAGGUUUAAGAGGACAGCUAAUUUCCACUCAAGAUGGAAGAUGAGUGAUUUGGAAGGUUGGCGUUGGAGAGAGGCAUGGAGGAAGAUAUAACUUGGGAGGGAGGGCCAGGACUCUGAGGAGUGGGGGUUGGUGAAGCUCACCGUUAGGAAUGAAUUUAGCCAUCCUGGGGGUAUACCCUUUAUGGGACUCCCCCAAAGGCAGCCUUUGAUUUCCUCAGGCUCCACUCAGGACAGAAGGCACCAUUUAUUUCAGUCUUCUGCCACCUUUUCCUGGUCCCCAGGGCUGGGACAUCACACACAUCAGUGUCCCAACCUAUGCAGAUGGCUAGUGCGAGCAGCCAGGACCGGGGUGCUGACAGCGGGUCUGCAGCGUCUCACAGUGUCCCACCUUACUCGGCCACUGGCCCUCACCUUCUUUAGUAGUUUGGCUAGCAAGCACCCUGACCACCGUGGAUGCUUCACUUUCCCUCCACGAAGCUUAAGCUGGCAUAGGCAUCAUUUCUGGUUUGAAAAAAAAUCUGUUCAAGUUUUACUAUUAGGUGUUUUAAAGUAGGCCACUUGUAAGUACUGAAGCAGUUCUCAGAGAAUAGAAUCGCCUGUUACAUCAGUAGUUUCCUUUCUGGGAACAGUUGACUGUUGAAAUAAA